This is a messenger RNA of Polyodon spathula (Mississippi paddlefish), 3903 nucleotides long. RefSeq lists its product as uncharacterized. Lineage: Eukaryota; Metazoa; Chordata; Actinopteri; Acipenseriformes; Polyodontidae. The record is from RefSeq and is a predicted model, not a curated record. The transcript is spliced from 4 exons. Gene Ontology annotation, biological process: iron-sulfur cluster assembly. Gene Ontology annotation, molecular function: 4 iron, 4 sulfur cluster binding; iron ion binding; 2 iron, 2 sulfur cluster binding. Gene Ontology annotation, cellular component: mitochondrion. Bases 37 to 2862 code for a protein of 941 amino acids.
UUGACAGGCGAUUCUGCUAACCUCGUCCCUGCCUCGAUGAUCUAUUGGCUGGGAGCUCCCUGUAGCCCGCUGAUAGAGGCGCUUCAUUGGCGGGGCUCACUCUCGCACGCAUUGAUCUGCAGUGACCCGGCGGAGGCAGGGCGUUGUGUUAGGAUCGCUGUCAGUGCUGUUAACCAAUCGGAUUGCGCCCUCGUCCCUGCCUCGAUGAUCUAUUGGCUGGGAGCUCCCUGUAGCCCGCUGAUAGAGGCGCUUCAUUGGCGGGGCUCACUCUCGCACGCAUUGAUCUGCAGUGACCCGGCGGAGGCAGGGCGUUGUGUUAGGAUCGCUGUCAGUGCUGUUAACCAAUCGGAUUGCGCCCUCGUCCCUGCCUCGAUGAUCUAUUGGCUGGGAGCUCCCUGUAGCCCGCUGAUAGAGGCGCUUCAUUGGCGGGGCUCACUCUCGCACGCAUUGAUCUGCAGUGACCCGGCGGAGGCAGGGCGUUGUGUUAGGAUCGCUGUCAGUGCUGUUAACCAAUCGGAUUGCGCCCUCGUCCCUGCCUCGAUGAUCUAUUGGCUGGGAGCUCCCUGUAGCCCGCUGAUAGAGGCGCUUCAUUGGCGGGGCUCACUCUCGCACGCAUUGAUCUGCAGUGACCCGGCGGAGGCAGGGCGUUGUGUUAGGAUCGCUGUCAGUGCUGUUAACCAAUCGGAUUGCGCCCUCGUCCCUGCCUCGAUGAUCUAUUGGCUGGGAGCUCCCUGUAGCCCGCUGAUAGAGGCGCUUCAUUGGCGGGGCUCACUCUCGCACGCAUUGAUCUGCAGUGACCCGGCGGAGGCAGGGCGUUGUGUUAGGAUCGCUGUCAGUGCUGUUAACCAAUCGGAUUGCGCCCUCGUCCCUGCCUCGAUGAUCUAUUGGCUGGGAGCUCCCUGUAGCCCGCUGAUAGAGGCGCUUCAUUGGCGGGGCUCACUCUCGCACGCAUUGAUCUGCAGUGACCCGGCGGAGGCAGGGCGUUGUGUUAGGAUCGCUGUCAGUGCUGUUAACCAAUCGGAUUGCGCCCUCGUCCCUGCCUCGAUGAUCUAUUGGCUGGGAGCUCCCUGUAGCCCGCUGAUAGAGGCGCUUCAUUGGCGGGGCUCACUCUCGCACGCAUUGAUCUGCAGUGACCCGGCGGAGGCAGGGCGUUGUGUUAGGAUCGCUGUCAGUGCUGUUAACCAAUCGGAUUGCGCCCUCGUCCCUGCCUCGAUGAUCUAUUGGCUGGGAGCUCCCUGUAGCCCGCUGAUAGAGGCGCUUCAUUGGCGGGGCUCACUCUCGCACGCAUUGAUCUGCAGUGACCCGGCGGAGGCAGGGCGUUGUGUUAGGAUCGCUGUCAGUGCUGUUAACCAAUCGGAUUGCGCCCUCGUCCCUGCCUCGAUGAUCUAUUGGCUGGGAGCUCCCUGUAGCCCGCUGAUAGAGGCGCUUCAUUGGCGGGGCUCACUCUCGCACGCAUUGAUCUGCAGUGACCCGGCGGAGGCAGGGCGUUGUGUUAGGAUCGCUGUCAGUGCUGUUAACCAAUCGGAUUGCGCCCUCGUCCCUGCCUCGAUGAUCUAUUGGCUGGGAGCUCCCUGUAGCCCGCUGAUAGAGGCGCUUCAUUGGCGGGGCUCACUCUCGCACGCAUUGAUCUGCAGUGACCCGGCGGAGGCAGGGCGUUGUGUUAGGAUCGCUGUCAGUGCUGUUAACCAAUCGGAUUGCGCCCUCGUCCCUGCCUCGAUGAUCUAUUGGCUGGGAGCUCCCUGUAGCCCGCUGAUAGAGGCGCUUCAUUGGCGGGGCUCACUCUCGCACGCAUUGAUCUGCAGUGACCCGGCGGAGGCAGGGCGUUGUGUUAGGAUCGCUGUCAGUGCUGUUAACCAAUCGGAUUGCGCCCUCGUCCCUGCCUCGAUGAUCUAUUGGCUGGGAGCUCCCUGUAGCCCGCUGAUAGAGGCGCUUCAUUGGCGGGGCUCACUCUCGCACGCAUUGAUCUGCAGUGACCCGGCGGAGGCAGGGCGUUGUGUUAGGAUCGCUGUCAGUGCUGUUAACCAAUCGGAUUGCGCCCUCGUCCCUGCCUCGAUGAUCUAUUGGCUGGGAGCUCCCUGUAGCCCGCUGAUAGAGGCGCUUCAUUGGCGGGGCUCACUCUCGCACGCAUUGAUCUGCAGUGACCCGGCGGAGGCAGGGCGUUGUGUUAGGAUCGCUGUCAGUGCUGUUAACCAAUCGGAUUGCGCCCUCGUCCCUGCCUCGAUGAUCUAUUGGCUGGGAGCUCCCUGUAGCCCGCUGAUAGAGGCGCUUCAUUGGCGGGGCUCACUCUCGCACGCAUUGAUCUGCAGUGACCCGGCGGAGGCAGGGCGUUGUGUUAGGAUCGCUGCCAGUGAUGUCGGUGUUGGGGUGAAGGCUGCAGUCGCCUGUUUUGCCAGGAUCUCGCCUCUGCGAUUCUGCCGUCCGCAGCAGCAGUGCCUGUUAAGCAGGACUCUGUGUUCCUAUAAGCAUGGCUUAUUGACAGCACCUUCUGGGAUAGUCCGGUGGAGCAGCUCAUCCACCCUGCAAGAAGAGUGCAGCCCAGACCAGAUACACCUCAGCAAGGCAUGCGUGAAGAGGCUGCGUGAAAUAUGUGACACGGGAGAAUUCCUCCGAGUGCAGGUGGAAGGUGGAGGCUGCUCAGGGUUUCAGUAUAAGUAUUCUGUGGACACCAUUAAAAACGAAGAUGACAGGGUGUUUGAGCAGGACGGGGUGGGAGUCGUCGUUGACCGGGACAGUCUGGAGUUCAUAAAAGGGGGGACUCUGGAUUUCAGCCAGGAAUUGAUCCGCUCUGCCUUCCAGAUCGUCGCCAACCCGCAGGCUGAGCAGGGCUGUUCCUGCGGCUCCUCCUUCUCUGUCAAACUCUGAGCAGGAGCGCUUCAAGCGUCCCUGCUCCUUCUAGACACUGUUGCCAUCCACACGUGCUCAUAACUUGCUGGCUGUAGUUAAGAAAAGGCUAGGCUGUUAUCUGUACUGCUUCCAAGGGCUGGCGGUCAUCACUUUGUCAGUUUAAUUUCAGGAGGUUACCUGGCUGUGCCAAACACUGACACAUGAAAAAUAAAUUGAACUGUCGGCCACAGGUUCAAGGAAGCUCUUUCAAUUCUUUGGGUUUGAACUUCAGUAUUUAAAUUCACAUCAGAGUAUACUGAAGUCCAUUUUAUGCCUACCCGAUGUCCAAUAUUUUAUUGUUUGCAAAAAUAUAUUCUUAAAUGCAAACUUGCAGUGGCAACAAAAUAGCCAAGAGAAACCAGCUGGGUUUCAGCAGUAAAUACUGGACACGAGUGGCUCCAACUGAUAGAAUGCAAAUAAUGGUGCAUUGUGAAGUAGCCCAUAGUGAGCGGUGAAGAGGGCUCCCCUUUGAUUCUCAAAGUUUGCAUGGCUGGUUUGCGUUUCACAGCCCCCGAUUGGCACUAGGCUUGGAUUACCUUGCCUAAGGUAACUAGCUAGUUCAAGGUGUUUUGCUAACCAGGGAUUGUGAACCCAGCUUGUUUAAUAUCAGCCCGGUAGCUGAGGUAGGGAGUGUGUGUCAGAGGAAGGGGUUUUAUGGGACUGUACAGAUUGGGGUCUUUUGAACACAGCUGUCUCUUGGAGUGCCAGCAUUAUUAUAACACACUGUUGACACAUUAAAGCCAUUUGCUCAAUUAAAUUUAAUUUAAACGUUUUGUUACUUACUAAUGUUUAAGUUGUUCUCUGUCUGCAGCUGCAUUUUAAGUCUUGUAUCAGAAUCCAAACUACAAAAAUCAAGAUCUUGUUUCAAUGAGAUGGACAGGUCACUUCAGGAAUUUAAAGCAGAACUGCUACUGUUGACUAACUAUACAAUACAUUAUACAUUUUGUUCUGUAGAAUGUGAAAACAGGAAUUUUUGAAAAAUAAAGGCGUGUAUUGGAUGGUUUUGGUUGUUUGAGUUAU